Molecule: messenger RNA, 1482 nt
Organism: Brenthis ino (lesser marbled fritillary)
Lineage: Eukaryota; Metazoa; Arthropoda; Insecta; Lepidoptera; Nymphalidae
Source: the annotation of a GenBank genome assembly
AUGGAUAAGAAAAGAAGCAACCUAUGGAGUUUUUUUACGCAGACUAAAGACGAUAAAGCAAAAUGUGAUCUUUGUAAUUCGUUGUAUUCAAUAAAAGGCGGCUCCACUACAAAUUUGAAAAAGCAUCUCCUGAAGAAACACAGAUCAACUUAUGAAACCAUCAUUCCAUGCUCCGUGUCAGAUGCAGCGGUUCUGAAAGCUUCUAUACCAUCAACUUCAUCAAAUACUGAAACUACUAAUCCUGUCAUUAAAUCGAUAUCUCUAAGAAAUGAAACCAAUUCGAAGCAGACUAAGUUAAGUACUUUUAUAAGACGUCCUGUAGGUGUAGUUAGAGAAAAAAAAAUUAAUGAUUUAAUUUUUAAAAUGAUAGUUAAAGACCUUCAACCUUUUUCUAUAGUUGAAGACAUGGGUUUUAAAGAUCUUCUUAAAUACUUAGAACCAGGAUUCCAGGGCUGUGGACUCGAGGAGCUGGUAAAAAAAAUAAAAGCCAUUGUGGAACACUUCCACAAGAGUCCAGUAGCUACCAAAAAACUAAUUGCGAUGCAGGAGCAGCUGAGGCCUAAUCAGAAGCCAUUGAAGCUAAAAAUGGACGUUGUCACGAGAUGGAAUAGCACCCUAGACAUGAUAGAGAGAAUUUGUUCACUUCAAGAACCUUUAGAAGCAGCUCUUGGAAUUCUACACAAUCCAGUAGAAAAUCUUUCGGAAGGCGAAUGGCAGACACUGCCAGAAGUAAUAAAAAUUCUUAAGCCAUUUAAGCAACUCACUGAAGAAAUUUCUUCAGAAAAAAAAGUGACUGUUUCAAUGGUCUUGGCUUCCACAGAAAGCAUAAUUAGGGUUUUUGACAAUUUAGGCACAAAUAUUAUUACUGAAAUAGGCAAGAAACUGGCAAACAAGAUAAUAACAGAAUUUAAAAGUAGAUUUAAGAAUUGUUACAGGCACCCAGUUUUAUCUAAAGCAGCGUUGUUAGACCCGCGUUUUAAGAAGCUGGCAUUUAGGUUUGAUGCAUCAAGUUAUGAGUCUGCCAAAGAUGCAUUGAAAACUGAGCUUCAAAACCAGCUAAACCUUCAUAAACAGCAAUCAAUCGAGCCUAAUGAGAACGAAUCCACGCUAGCUCCAUCUACAGGCGAUACCGACACUGAUAACGACUCAUUAUGGAAGGAAUUUGACGCUUUGACAACGUCAGCGUCCGCUUCAAACUCCACAGUUAGCAGCAGCAUAAUUACCAUGAGGCAAUACCUAGAAGAACGCAUUAUUCAUCGAAAUGAGUGCCCUUUGAAGUGGUGGCAGAAGCGGGAAAUUCUAUAUCCUGAACUCUCAAACUUGGCUGAGAAAUAUUUAUCGGUGAUGGCUACCUCGGUAUCAUCUGAAAGAACUUUUUCAAAGUCGGGCCAAAUAUUGAGUGAGAAGCGCAGUUCCAUUAAACCAAAACGAAUGGAAAAGGUUUUAUUUUUAAAUAUGAACCAAAGAUUUUUAGAUAAAGAG